Gasterosteus aculeatus aculeatus (three-spined stickleback) is the source of this 3693-nucleotide messenger RNA. It is a transcript of the gene tbc1d13, whose product is annotated as TBC1 domain family, member 13. Gene Ontology annotation, biological process: activation of GTPase activity; intracellular protein transport. Gene Ontology annotation, molecular function: GTPase activator activity. NCBI's taxonomy places the organism in Eukaryota, Metazoa, Chordata, Actinopteri, Perciformes, Gasterosteidae. The record is from RefSeq and is a predicted model, not a curated record.
GUGGUCGGUUAUGGUAUAUUUAUAACUACACGUUAAUUGAAAUGCAACCUGUGCAACUACUACAUGUGACGUUGUGUUUAUGAAAGCUGGCCUGGCUGCAGACACAUGAGCCCAUUGUGACGGUGUGACUGUGGCCAGCGGCUGCAUCGUUGUUGUGAAGACGGAAGUGACAGGGGGACCUCCCUCUGGACAUCUCUUCAGUCCUUUCUGGGGACAGUAAAAGGAAUACACCGCCGCCUGACGAGACACCAUCAUGUCAUCUGCGUACAAAAACAGAAUACUGGAAUUCAAAGAAACCUUGAGUGAAGAAAACAUAAACCUGAAGACCCUGAGGGAGCUGUGCUUCAACGGAAUCCCAUUCGAAGGGGGCAUACGAGCACUUUGCUGGAAAAUCCUUCUUAAUUAUCUGCCUUUCGACCAGACGUUAUGGGAGUCUUUUCUCAAAAAGCAGAGGGAGGUGUACUCCCAGUUCCUAAAAGAAAUGAUCAUCCAGCCUGGUAUCGCAAAAGCCAACAUGGGCUUUUCUAGAGAAGAUGUGACUAUGGAGGACCAUCCUCUGAAUCCGAACCCCGACAGCAGGUGGAAUAACUACUUCAAAGACAAUGAGAUUCUGCUACAAAUUGAUAAGGAUGUGAGGCGGCUGUACCCCGACAUGGCGUUCUUCCAGCGCCCCACAGAAUACCCUUGCCAACUCAUCUUGGACCCUCAGAAUGAGUACGAGACGCUGCGACGGCGAGUGGAACAAACCACGCUGAAAGCCCAAACUGUAAACCGCAACCGCAGUGGGGUCACCAAUGUCAGCUCCCCCGGAAAGGCGUUCCACCUGUAUCCAUCCAACGAGUAUGAGGUGCUGCCCAAUGGGAGCGAGGCACACUGGGAGGUGGUGGAGCGGAUCCUCUUCAUCUAUGCCAAACUCAACCCUGGGAUCGCUUAUGUCCAGGGCAUGAAUGAGAUCGUUGGGCCAAUCUACUACACUUUUGCCACGGACCCCAACAGCCAGUGGAAAGAGCACGCUGAAGCGGAUACGUUCUUUUGUUUCACCAACCUGAUGUCGGAGAACAGAGACAACUUCAUCAAGAGCCUGGAUGACUCCCAGUGUGGCAUCACCUACAAGAUGGAGAGCGUGUACUCCAUGCUGAAGGACAAGGACCUGGAGCUCUUUCUCAAGCUGGAAGAGCAGAACAUCAAACCGCAGUAUUUCACAUUCCGCUGGUUGACCUUGCUGCUAUCGCAGGAGUUCCUCCUGCCUGAUGUCAUCCGCAUCUGGGACACUCUGUUCUCGGACCAGGACCGGUUCCACUUCCUCAUCCUGGUGUGCUGCGCCAUGCUCAUACUCAUCCGGGACAAUCUACUGGCCGGAGACUUCACGGUCAACAUGAGGUCACUGCAGGAUUACCCCAUCUCGGAUGUGCACACCAUCCUGACCAAGGCCAAAGAUCUGCGGGACAACUCUUAACCCGUUGGCUCUUUGGCUCCUGCCCUUUCUGCUGGGACGUGGUAGGAGAGAGUUUAGACAUUACAGAACGUUGUCAUGGGACACAAGGAAGAAAAGCGGCCCGCCGGCUGCGUUUUCACUGGCCGCGGAGACGAUUCCCUGCGCGGUGAGCACUGGUCUCACGGCCGUCUCUCCCGUGGAGACCAGUUGAUGAUGGUGGCUGCACUGGACAUGUGCCACAUUAGUCCUACACUACAGGUCUUAGUUUGUCAAAGGAUUAAACACAUGUCUCUGCCACCACAUGUUGUCAGAUUGAGUAAAUGUUUCAUUGGUUUGACCGACAGUGCAGUUUGUUCUGUUUGUUCUAUUUUACAAAGUUGAAGGUUUUUAAUGUAACAAAAGUCGUCCUCUGUUUAAUCCUGUGAAACGGGAGACGGUGUUUGUGGGACAUUUUCUGCGUGGAUCAAAUAAAUCUGAAGUAAUGGGCGUGGCCUAUUAAACAUGCUGUUUAAUCACCCUCUGAAAAAUCCUCAUUUCUUUAACAUUGUUUCUCAACAUGACCUGUUUUCUCCCGUUGGGACUGUGAUGGAUGUCUUCGACACAGCAAAAAAGUAUUGAAAGACUAUUGUUCCAAUACUGGUAGUGUCCCAUCACAGAGUAUUUCUUAUAAAGCUCGGCACGGCGAGUGACCUGCUGCUUUCUGUGGCACCAGCGCACAGAAACUACCCCGAGUAUUCUUUAAACGUAGACAUAUUAUUUCAACAGCAGCAUCCCCUUAAUACGUCACACCGCUUUAAGAAACACAACCAUAUUUUUCUACGAUAUCAAAAGAAGCACAAGUAGCUGAAUUUGAAAUUUGCCUUAAAAUGAUCUUGAAUUGACUAAACUUUGCAUGCGUUUUUAUUGCUCUGUAGCCGAGGAAAAGUUUCAGUCAGUUUGAAAGAGACUUUGAUCUUCCACCACAUCUGAUCCUUUAGCGAGUGCAAUAGUCGAUCAGCAGUGUGUGGAAGUGGCCUCGGCUACAUGGUUCUCUGCUAUAUUCCCAAACCGAGUUCAAGCCUUUUAGGUAACACCUCAAAAGGUCAAUCAGUGAAUCAGGGAGAGAUGACUGCCAACAUCUCUGUGUUGUACUAUUUGCUCGUCUUUUGAAGGCUUGGACUGAGUUAGCUCAAGAUACUUUGCUCGGCAUGUUGAGGACAGCCAGCAGCUUCUGAUAGAGCAGAAAAGGGCGUGAGGGGGGUUUCAGUGUAAACUCUGCUUGAUGAUUUGCAUGAAGCUAAGAGUAGCUCUUUCCCGUUUCAAUAAGUUAGCUUAUGGGUCUUAAGAUUUACAGUGACAUGGUGGGAAGCUGAAGUAGCGACUGAACAACACUGCACAGCCUGCAGCUGAUGUUCAAAUAGCUGAGCUCCUCCAGGGUUCAGCAUGAUGCUGUUCAGUGUAACACCUGCCCAGACUAUGGAAUCUAUGUGGCAAUGCUGCUCAUGUAUUGAGCAAAGAUCAAAUAGAAAUGUGCAUUAUGACAUGUUAAGAAGGUUCAGUUGGGGAAAAAGCAUGACAAGUGAUCUCAGAAGCUGUUUAGAAGAGCGUUUGAUAGCUGAUAGAAGAUGCACAGUGGUACGAGGAACUCUUCAUCGAGCUCAUUGAUGAAAUGCUUCCCCGCGUCAGUAUGAACUAGCAUGUUGUAAAAUGUGCAGGAUUUUGUAAUCUCAUUCUUCGUAUGCACACUCCAAAUGGAAACCAGAGCAUUUCCCUGAGUUCCUUUCUCUUAUGUGACCGUCCUAAUCAGAACACGCUAUUGAAAUGUACUCUUUAAUAUUAUGCAGGUUUGUGCUAUGGAAGUUCUGUUGAUCUUCACCUCAGUAUGGAACCAUUCAAUUAUAUUAAAGUGUUAAAUCUUUAUAAUUUAAGAACUGUGUUAAACGGAUGGCCUGUCUGAACCUGAAUGAUCCCCACGUCUGAGACACAGUUCAGAGAUUUGAAUUUGAUUAUGAAAUGUUUGCGCUCCUGACAGCGUUCCCUCUCAAGCAGCAUCUUUGCUGCUGAGUGUCCCUCAGUUAGAUAGAUCUAAAUCCAAAAGAUUCAGUUCACUCUGAAUGACCAAGGUGUGUGUGUGUGUUUCUCUAUACUCUGUCUUAUGUCAAUGAAUUGCAUGUUUCUAAUUUUUUAAGCACAUUUUGUAACGUGUACCAUGAUACAACUUGAAUACAUGCUUUUACGUUUGCAGCUGUACAUUAAAAUGAAUGAUCGUAUAAAUGAAA